Messenger RNA from Spodoptera litura, 1355 nucleotides. The record is from RefSeq and is a predicted model, not a curated record. NCBI's taxonomy places the organism in Eukaryota, Metazoa, Arthropoda, Insecta, Lepidoptera, Noctuidae.
UAUCGAUUAGUACGUGGAAGGACGUUCUGUGUGCUUCGAAUUGCCGUUUUGGCUAUAAAAGCCAACAAUAUGAAUCAUCACGGCAAUAUGGAGAUGGAUCCGUUGAGCUACGACUACCCAACGUACAGCUACCAAGCACCAACGUACCCAUACCCAAACAAACUACAAGCAAUGUACCAGGCAUACGCACAGACCAACACAAACUUCGUACCUACCAUGCACAACACACAACACAAUACGCACAACAUUCCGGAACCCGUUAAACCAAAUCCAGUACUACCAACAUCACAAACCGAAGUCAAGGAGGUUAACAGUAACGAUAAUGUAAUACAACCAACGAGUAAGAGAAAAAAGAAAGAUAAGAAAGGAGAAAAAGGUACAUUCUGUUCGGAGAAGAUAACGGAUGCUUCGUUCAAGUUCUACGGAUGCUCUGUAUGUAACAUAAGUUAUAGUGCACUCCACGAACUCGAUCAACAUGUCACUAUACACAAGAACAGAUUGACAAGCUACCGACUCCGUCUCCGGAACCAAUUCAAAAAGAAACAAAUAAAAAAAGAAAAGAAAAAGUUAAAAAAAUUAAGUAAAAUAAAAAAAGAAUCAGAAAUGGAUGUUGAAAUUAAACCGGAAGACGGUUACAUAGGUAGCGAGAAAGCUGCUGACUUAGUAAUGAAUAAUGAGAUAGAGAAUAAUGGUAAUGUAAAUAACGGUAACAGUGUAAUAGAUAAUCAAAGUAGUCAAUUUAAUUCGGUGAAUGGUGAACUUAGUAAUGUAAGUAACGAUAAUAGUUUAAAUAACGGUGAUAUGUGUAACAAAGUGGAUAGAGUUAACGAUAAGAGUAUGAAUGAGACGGAGAUUAACGAUAUGGAGAAGAUAUAUAAGUGCUUUGCGUGCAAUAAGCAGUUCACACUGAGCUACUACCUCAAGCUACACGUGCGAUCACAUACAGAUGAGAAGCCAUACACUUGUGCAGCGUGUGGUCAGUCGUUCAUUACGGCGAGCAAACUCGGGAGACACAACAAGCGGAUACACCUCGCCGAGCGAUACCAGUGCCGGAUCUGUUUCAAAAUAUUCUCCAAGUUCGAAUUGUUGACGGCGCACUUCGAUAAAACGCAUCCCGAGGACAAAUUGGAAGGAGAACCCUAUGGUACGACAAAACACACCGUAACAUCUAUUUCGUUCUCGUCCCGCGGCAAAACAACUCGCCAUAACGAGUACUUUCGAUGUAUAAAGUAAAAACACAAAUAUGAAGAUGAAAUGUAUAGAAGUACGUCCAUGAGACACUAGACGUACAUUUGUAGUCACUACUCGCAUCGCACGUGUCACCCAUAGAGACAUAUAUAACAUAACAUCACGCC